AUGUCACUACCGUCGGUGUACUUGACCGAAAUCGAGUCCCUCAGUCAAGAAAUUAUUAGAAACCAACCUACCGAUAUUUUACAAUUCUGUGCCAACUAUUUUAGUCAACGUCUAGAAACUGAGCGCACUGGGUUUCUGUCAUCUCGCAAUAGAUCAUAUCGUUCCGUAUCACCAGGGACCGCAAAUCGGCCGAGAAUGGCUGGAAACACAUUCCCUGGUCGGCUUGGAACUCACGCCAAUCCUUUUGGUGGUGAUGGAAAUGGUUUAGGACAUGAACAAGCGGUUCCCGGCAAUAUUUCAAAAGUCAUAGAGGAGGAUGAAAAUGAUACGAUAACAUCACCAACAACACCAAGUUUUGGAUUCUCAAAGGGAGUUCCUUCAUUUGGAGCUUCGUUUGGAGCUUCAUUCGGAGGAGAUGCAAGUACCGGAGACUUUCCACCAUCUUCUUUCAAGCCUGCGAGCGAAGGAUUUCCCGAGCAUUACGGCAUGGGGAGGCGCACUUCUGUUUCAGCCGAAUCACUCAACCCAACAGCUUCAUCCAACGAUAACUGGACUCCACCCUUUCAUCAAAAAACACCGGAUCAAGUAGCACGCUUAAAGAAGUCAAUUUCGGGAAACUUUCUUUUUAGUCAUCUCGAUGACGAACAAAGCGCUCAAGUACUAGGUGCUCUCGUAGAGAAGCCAAUUCCUGCCGUUGGUAUUAAGGUCAUCUCGCAAGGUGAUCAGGGAGAUUUCUUCUACGUAGUCGAGAAAGGCUCUUUUGACGUACAUGUCAACUCCACUGGCUCACUGCAACCAGGUCCCGAUGGUCUCGGGUCCAAGGUAGCCACCAUUGAGCCUGGUGGAUCCUUUGGUGAACUCGCCCUGAUGUAUAACGCCCCCAGAGCAGCCACAGUCAUAUCUGCAGAGGGUUCCUGCACUCUCUGGGCCCUAGAUCGUAUAACUUUCCGCCGAAUUCUUAUGGAUUCAACAUUCCAGCGCCGUCGUCUCUAUGAAAGUUUCCUCGAAGAAGUGCCACUUCUCUCAACUUUGACCCGUUAUGAAAGGUCGAAGAUUGCUGAUGCUUUGGAGACCCAGAAAUACCCGCCUGGUACUUCGAUCAUAAAUGAAGGAGAUGCUGGAGAGGCAUUCUAUCUUCUUGAGAGUGGAGAGGCUGAAGCAUACAAGCGUGGCGUAGAUAACCCAGUAAAAUUAUACCACAAGGGAGACUAUUUCGGAGAAUUGGCGUUACUAAAUGAUGCUCCCCGAGCUGCUAGUGUUGUUAGCAAAACCGAAGUAAAGGUAGCUACCCUUGGCAAAAACGGGUUCCAGAGAUUAUUGGGACCGGUUGAAAGUAUUAUGAGAAGAACAAAAUAUGAAGGCGUGGAGAGCAUUGAUCCCCUUCACCAGAACUAA
This is a messenger RNA of Botrytis fragariae, 1395 nucleotides long. RefSeq names its product putative camp-dependent protein kinase regulatory subunit protein. Gene Ontology annotation, cellular component: nucleus; cAMP-dependent protein kinase complex. The transcript has 2 exons. The coding region runs from base 1 to 1395 and encodes 464 amino acids. Gene Ontology annotation, molecular function: cAMP-dependent protein kinase regulator activity. The record is from RefSeq and is a predicted model, not a curated record. Gene Ontology annotation, biological process: regulation of protein phosphorylation. Lineage: Eukaryota; Fungi; Ascomycota; Leotiomycetes; Helotiales; Sclerotiniaceae.